Molecule: messenger RNA, 1083 nt
Organism: Helobdella robusta
Lineage: Eukaryota; Metazoa; Annelida; Clitellata; Rhynchobdellida; Glossiphoniidae
Exons: 6
Coding region: 1-1083 (360 amino acids)
Biological process (GO): protein phosphorylation
Cellular component (GO): nucleus
Molecular function (GO): cyclin-dependent protein serine/threonine kinase activity; ATP binding
Source: RefSeq, a predicted model, not a curated record
AUGGAAAAGUACGUUAAACUUGGUUUCCUAGGCGAGGGUAGUUAUGGAUUGGUGUCGAAGUGCCGCAAUGUUGAGUCAGGUCAAACGGUGGCCAUCAAAAAGUUUCCAGACAGUGACCGAGAUAAGGCCGUUAAGAAAAUCGCCAUGCGAGAAAUUAAGAUGCUCAAACAAUUAAACCACGAUAAUCUCGUCAACCUGUUGGAAGUCUUCAACCACAAGAAGAAAAUUUAUUUGGUCUUCGAAUUCUUGGAGAAGUCAGUAGCAGAUGAGUUGGAAAACCACCUGACGGGAAUGAUAGAGCCCGAGGUGAGGGGCAUCAUGUGGCAGGUGCUCAGGGGCCUCAAGUUCUGCCACGAUAAAAACGUGUUACACCGGGACAUUAAGCCAGAAAACAUCUUAAUGAGCAAAAGUGGCAUAGUGAAGCUUUGUGACUUUGGGUUCGCACGCACCCUCAACCACCCCGACACCAUCCUCACUGAUUACGUGGCCACAAGAUGGUACCGUGCCCCUGAACUUCUUGUAGGAGAGGUCAGGUAUGGAAGGUCUGUAGAUAUUUGGUCGAUUGGAUGCGUGGCUGGUGAAUUGUUAUCAGGUGAGCCUGUCUUCGCCGGCAAUUCAGACCUCGAUCAACUAUUCGUUAUCGUCAAAUGUCUCGGCAACUUGACGCCACACCUGGAGGAGAUCUACACACGCAAUGACAUCUUCAGAGGCACGAAACUACCGCACGUUAGCAAGUGGCAGACGUUACAAGAACGUUACAAACACAACAUGACCGAAGAGGCUAUUGACUUUUUAGAUAAAUGCCUGCAAAUGAAUGCCAACGACCGGCCAUCAUGCCAGAACCUCUUAAUUUCCAGCUUCUUCACAAAAACUGACUUCCAUCUGACAUUUCCGAAAGAGUUGCAGGCCAUCAUAGAGAAAGAAAAUGGUUCUAGGAUGAAAAGAAGCGAUAAAAAACAUCACAGAAAGAUGGUUAUGAAAAGUUACAUCGACGAAAAAUAUUCAAACGAAUCAGUCGUGAACAUGAACAAAUAUCCUUUAGACAACCACAGGGUUUUUCAUGCUUUCAGUUUUAAUUUAUAA